UAUAAAUUUGACGCCUCAGGACCCUGCACAAAUCUCACAAGCACCACAAGUGAAGGUGUAUUCACACAGCCAGUAUAAAGGAUUAAGAGGGAUGCAGCUCAAGUUGUGGUUCUCGUUUCUGCUGUUUCAUGGAAUCCAUGGCGUCCAUUCCUCCCGCGGCCAAUGGACAGCAAACGUCCCAGCAAAGAUCCAGGUCCUGCAGGGCUCCUGCGUGGUUAUUCCCUGCACCUUCACUUACCGCAAGCCUCUCUCAAAGGCGGUCAUCAACAGGAGGAUAGGGUUCUGGAAGAAUGGGAGAAAGGUCGUCUCAACCACUGUCCCCAAAUGGAAACUGCCCGUAGAGUACAAAAAAAGAACCCAGUUUUUGGGAAAACUGCAAGCACACAACUGCACCAUGCUGCUGGAUAGUGUCAGGAAGACUGAUGUCGGCCCGUUCUACUUCAGGAUCGAAAUGCCUCAAUACAAAAGCUACUCCUACACAAAGAAAGCAGUGUCCAUUGAUGUCAUAAGCAGUCCACAGCCUCCGUCUCUGACCGUAGAGGUGAAUGAUCAAAUAAAAGCCUCCUGCGCUGUGUCCCACGCCUGCCCAACCAUUCCCCCUGAAAUCUCCUGGAACCAUGCUGGAGCCGUCAAACUCAGAUCCAAGAGGCUGAACACGUGGAAGUGGGAGACGGUGUCGACCUUGACCUUUGACCCUCGACCCUCGGACUUCAACAAGCCGCUAAACUGCACCGUGCGGUACCGAGGAGGGAAGCAGGCGAUGAACUCCACCGUUCUCAGAAUAUGACGUGAUGACCACCUUUCAUUGUCCAUGGUGAAUGAAAUCAAAUCUGUAGUUUAACCCUUUAUCGGACGAAGAACUAUAUUUAACUUCAGUGGAUAACAAAAUGGGGUCCCUAUGUAAUAUUUCGAGAAGAAAGUUGCAGAUUUACUAGAUUAAAGUGGCAAA
This is a messenger RNA of Centropristis striata (black sea bass), 949 nucleotides long. RefSeq names its product myelin-associated glycoprotein-like. Bases 92 to 787 code for a protein of 231 amino acids. Lineage: Eukaryota; Metazoa; Chordata; Actinopteri; Perciformes; Serranidae. The record is from RefSeq and is a predicted model, not a curated record. The transcript has 4 exons.